Micropterus dolomieu (smallmouth bass) is the source of this 3481-nucleotide messenger RNA. It is a transcript of the gene gucy1a1, whose product is annotated as guanylate cyclase 1 soluble subunit alpha 1. Lineage: Eukaryota; Metazoa; Chordata; Actinopteri; Centrarchiformes; Centrarchidae. The transcript has 8 exons. Gene Ontology annotation, biological process: cGMP biosynthetic process; response to oxygen levels. Gene Ontology annotation, cellular component: guanylate cyclase complex, soluble. Bases 113 to 2149 code for a protein of 678 amino acids. Gene Ontology annotation, molecular function: heme binding; guanylate cyclase activity. The record is from RefSeq and is a predicted model, not a curated record.
GAGCACACCAGAUGAUGGAAUUUCUCCCAGAGACCGCAGCGGCUCGAUCAGCACUGUCUCCCCCAGAAAUUAGAUAAGAGAGGAAAGCCGGGAGAUUAAAGCGGGGGGGAAGAUGUUCUGCGCAAAGCUGAAAGAGCUUAAUAUAUCAGGAGAGUGUCCAUUCUCCAGCAGCGCCAAAAAUAAUGAGCUCGAAUACUUUGAGGAGCGCUCAACUGACGCCGCGGAUUUAUUGCCUAUUUCUAAGGACGUGCAUGGAAAAACAGGUGAGGAUGUACCUCAACAGAAGACAAGCAGAGCCAAAGUUAACCUGCAUACACUUGGGGAGAGCAUCCGAAAAUUGGCAUGUCCCGAGUUUCAAAGGCUGCAUACUGCCCUCCAACGAAUGAUGAGACUAUCAGAUCACACCAGGGACUCUGAAAGUCCAGUAAUUUGCUGUACAGACUAUCAGAGUUGUAGUGAGGAUCCAGGGCAUUUAGUGGAAAUGAUGAACAUUUACUCAACCAAAACAGGAAUCCAGAUGGAAGCUUUGAGAGUUGCUCUUGGCGAGGAGCUCUUCAACAUGUGUUACGAGGAGGACGGACACAUUUUGAGGGUGGUGGGGGGAGCUCUCCACGACUUCCUCAACAGCUUCAAUGUCUUGCUAAAACAGAGCAGCACGUUGCCCAACCCAGACAGAGGGGAUUGUGUAAACGAACCUUCUGUGCUGUGCUUAGACAAGGAUCUGGGUCUGCUUACUGUCUAUUUCUUCAACCCCCGCCCGACCACUGAGCUCUUCUUCCCUGGAGUCGUCAAAGCUGCUGCCCGCCUUCUGUAUCAAACCACUGUGGAUGUGUUGAUGGACCCCCCUGGUGCUAAAGACAGCAUCUUGCAGUCCAGCCCGCAGCCCAGUCUCCUGUACACAGUGGUAGUUAAGGAUGCUAAAACUCUGAGCCCCAGUCCGCUCCGGGCUACCUCAGCUGGGACCCUUCCUACCUCUCUGUUCUCCACCAUCUUCCCUUUCCAUCUGAUCCUGGACCAGGACUUGGUUCUGGUACAAAUAGGACACGGGCUCAGAAAGAGACUGACCAGGAAGGAUGGACUGAGGCGGUCUGCAACCUUCCAAGAACACUUCUCUAUUGUCUCUCCCCAGAUCAAAUGUACCUUUCAAGGUAUUCUGACCAUGCUAAACACACAGUUUAUCAUUCGGAUCAAGCACGGAGUCUCCACCACAGAUAAUACAGGGAAGCUCAUGGACCUUAAAGGUCAGAUGAUAUACGUUUCAGAGUCCAACGCCAUCUUGUUCUUGGGCUCACCAUGUGUGGACAAGCUGGAGGAGCUAACGGGCCGCGGCCUCUACCUGUCAGACAUCCCUAUUCAUAACGCAUUGCGUGACGUAGUGCUGGUUGGUGAACAGGCCAAAGCCCAGGAUGGUUUGAAGAAGCGGCUGGGGAAGGCCAAGGCAGCACUGGAGCAUGCUCACCAAGCACUGGAGGAAGAGAAAAAGAAGACAGUGGACCUCCUCUUCUCCAUCUUCCCUGGCACUGUGGCACAGCAGCUGUGGCAGGGCCAGACGGUCCAGGCCAAGAAGUUUGAACGCGUUACAAUGCUCUUCUCUGAUAUUGUGGGCUUCACUGCUGUUUGCUCACGCUGUACCCCAAUGCAAGUGAUCACCAUGCUCAAUGAGUUGUACACCAGGUUUGAUCACCACUGUGGAGAGCUUGAUGUAUAUAAGGUGGAGACCAUUGGUGAUGCGUAUUGUGUAGCUGGUGGCUUACACAGAGAGAGCGAAACUCACGCCGUCCGAAUUGCACUCAUGGCCUUGAAGAUGAUGGAGCUUUCAGACGAUGUUAUGACGCCAACUGGAGAACCUAUACAGAUGCGUAUAGGCCUCCACACUGGUUCAGUACUGGCUGGUGUAGUUGGGGUGAAGAUGCCACGCUACUGCCUUUUCGGAAAUAAUGUCACAUUGGCCAACAAGUUUGAAUCCUGCAGCCAACCAAGAAAAAUCAACAUCAGCCCUACGACACACAGAUUGCUAAAGGAUCGGCCAGAGUUUGUCUUUGUUCCCAGGAGCAGACAGGAGCUUCCGGCCAACUUCCCCGAGGACAUCCCUGGUGUUUGUUACUUUUUGGAGGCGUCCUUCAAAACUUCAACACUGCCUCUGAAAUGAAGUCAAGUUGCAGAGCCCAAAGAACGUUAGCUAUGACGACACAUAAAUGUAUCCAGUGAACACAGUGUGAACACCUUGUGUAUUUUGGUUUGGGUUGUUUAGAUAUUGAUAGUAUGAUGAUAUGUCAACAUGUCAGUCAAACUGCUGCAGCUGCUUAAUUACAGAGAUGUCAGUUUGCUGUCACACAUGAGUCUUGUCUCUGUACAAUUAUCCAUUUGUACAGCUGUAGCGGAGAAAAACACUUGCUUCCUUCACUGUUUUCUUCCAGAAUGAGUCAUCUCUGCCAAUUGAUAUGAAAUAAAAUGUGUCUUUCUUCCCAAGUUCUCAUCAUAUAUCAUCAUAUCUAUCAUUUUAACAUUUAAGAAAAUUUACAGUAAAUGUGGCAACUUUUCAAAACAAGUCCGUAGUUGCUUCAUAUCAUCUUGCAUAUGAUACAUUUUGUGAUGUUGCUAAACAGAGUGGUUCCUUUAUUUCUUUUUUCUUUUUUUAUUGUUUUCUGUAAAUAUCUGACUGGUCGGUUCACAUCUAUCCAGAUGAGGUACCUGCUGAAGCACCUUGGCCUGUUGGUACGGCAGAAGAGCUCAAGAUUAAAACUGAAUUGGCUUUCUGUUUUUCAUGGCAAACAAUUUUAAAAAGCUGAAGCAAAUGAUAAAGUUAUUCAAAUAUUUAGAAAACAUUACAAUUAUUCAUUUAGCUGACGCUUUUAUCCAAAGCGACCUACAAUUGCUAUAUACUGUAUGUCAGAGGUCGCAUGCUUCUGGAGCAACGAGGGGUUAAGUGUCUUGCUCAGGGACACAUUGGUGUCUCACAGUGGAUUUGAACCAGGGUCUCUCACACCAAAGGCAUGUUUGAUCCACUGCUCCAUCACCACCCCAAAACAUCCCACAUUCUUCAGCUGAGAUUCACUCUUCUAAUUGAAUGAAGUGAUGCAGAGCAGAUUCAGGUGCCUUAUGGGAACUAUACAGGCAGGACAAGAUGUUAAAGUUUUAAACACAUUAUUUGCAUUUAUUUUUACCAGCUUUAUAUAGGUCAAUAAGAAUUUACAUGUCUUCAAGAGGUUUGUUGUUCCAACUCAAUAUACUAUAUUUGUAAUAUACAUGUACCUUAGACUUAGGCAUUUUCCUAAUAUAUAAGUCAUUUACGUGUGUUUUUUUAAAAACUGUACUCAUGUUUAUACUAUAUUUAUUACAUUGGUUUCAUUGCACUCCUUUCCUAUAAAGCAGGAAUAUGACACAACAACAACACAAUGAAUGUUCUACUGUCACUCUUAACGAUGUGCUUUAAUCAUUACUGUAAUGUAAUCACAGCGCAAUAAAUAUUGACAUUAAUAGA